Molecule: messenger RNA, 450 nt
Organism: Puccinia graminis f. sp. tritici CRL 75-36-700-3
Lineage: Eukaryota; Fungi; Basidiomycota; Pucciniomycetes; Pucciniales; Pucciniaceae
Exons: 1
Coding region: 1-450 (149 amino acids)
Source: RefSeq, a predicted model, not a curated record
AUGUUCAAUGAUCUCAAGACCUCAGCGAUAAUCCCUGAUCAACAACAUCCUAUGCCUGAUGACAACUUGAGUAGUAUUGUAACACCACCAGAGCUUGCAACUGCUCCCUUGGCUCCACCUGAAUCUUUUGAAUCAAAAUCCGCUUUAUCAUCCACUCCUAAUUGUAGCUCAUCCCUGAUCUGCCCAACUGCCCAAAGCUGCCCUGAAAACCUUGAGGUAGCUGCAGUCGGAGGCAUCGAAAUUUUAGAUAAUGGUGACAUCAAUUCUAUAGAAGCCCGAAUAGCCCCAGAAUAUUCACAAUCCACUCUAGAUUACUACAAUGACAUCCAAGAGUACCUCCAGCAGGCCAAUGCGGAUGAGACUGAAACAAAGAAGAAGAAGAAGAAAAAGAAAAAGAAAAAGGCCAACCCAACUUCAACUCCCGACAAUCCGAUCUUAUUUUAUGUUUGA